Molecule: messenger RNA, 2577 nt
Organism: Cryptotermes secundus
Lineage: Eukaryota; Metazoa; Arthropoda; Insecta; Blattodea; Kalotermitidae
Gene: Oatp33Ea
Product: solute carrier organic anion transporter family member 74D
Exons: 14
Coding region: 356-2416 (686 amino acids)
Biological process (GO): sodium-independent organic anion transport; transmembrane transport
Cellular component (GO): membrane
Molecular function (GO): protein binding
Source: RefSeq, a predicted model, not a curated record
GCGGAACAAGCGUCAGUCAUCGUACAUUAUCACGUAGGGAUCCGCGUUCAAAUGUUUCUCAGUCGCCUUCAACGCGCAUGCUUGUCGAGUUCUAACGUCUGUCCACUCCGCAAAGUGUUAGCGAAAUUGCGAAUGUGUCCCGUGCUGUGAUUACCACAUUUCAUUGUGAGAAUCUAAAAUAUACCACGUAUUGGGUACAUAACUACUGGAUAAUUUCAUAUUUGAGAUAAAAGUUAACGUAAGAAGGCACAGGGCUGUGUGGUGUGAGUUGGGCUUUUAAUUGACUUCUGAAUGGUUCCUGUGGACUCCAACUAGAGAAGAAAUCAGAACAGUAAUCUGCCCUAUAUUGGGCGCCAUGGCGGACACAUGCGGCCUGGGACCCUGCUUCCGACCGGUGUGGCUGCGAAAGUACGCAACACCCCGCUGUUUCCUGUUAGUGUAUGGCCUGCUGGGUACCAUACAAGCGAUGGCGUACAUUUACUUCGUGGCCACUCUUACGACUCUGGAGAAGAGGUUCAAGAUACCCAGUAAGACGACAGGUAUUGUGAUGAGCGGAAAUGAGAUCAGUCAGAUCGUUCUGUCACUAACGCUGUCUUACUACGGGGGUCAGGGGAACAGGCCACUGUGGAUCGCCUGGGGCGUUGCUUUCUCCGGAUUAUCCUGUUACAUAUUGGUUCUGCCACACAUGGUAUACGGACCAGGAAAGAAUGCGCUGGCUCUCACGGAAGAGUAUUUUGACACACACUUUUACAACAUGACAUCUGAGGUUCGAGAUGAUUCGCUGGCUGUAUGUUCGGCUACAAGCUACGACAAGACGUGUGAGGAGAUGGCGUCCAUAAUGCCGCUCGUCCUCAUCUUCCUGUCUCAGUUUGUGCUGGGAAUAGGAUCCACGCUCUACUACGCCCUGGGACAGCCCUAUUUGGAUGAUAAUUCCAAGAAGACGCAAACACCAAUGCUGCUAGGUUGUGUGCUUGCUCUCCGAACACUGGGUCCAGCCAUGGGUUUCGCGCUCGGUUCAGGGUGCCUGAAUGUGUACAUUGACCCAAGCGUGACACCGGUCAUUACGAAAAGAGACCCACGAUGGCUCGGCGCCUGGUGGCUGGGCUGGAUCAUCCUCGGCACUACAAUGCUGAUGUUUUCGUUCAUCAUCGCCCUCUUCCCCAGGCAACUGCCAAGGACAGGUCCUAGUGGCAGACCGAGUUUGUCCGUGCCUGGGAACCCAACGAACACGAAACAACUGCCGCACGAGGAGCAACCGCUCACCAAGGCUAUGCUCUCCGACUUCAUGCCCAACGACCCGGUAUCAUCAAAACAUAAGGAAAUUGUACACAUACAAGAAGCUUCUGCCAAAAAGGCGGAAGGUUUUAAGAUGGGUUUGAAGAGGCUUAUACUGAACAAACUGCUGAUGGCAAACAUCAUGGCAGGGGUGUUCUACAUUCUGGGAGCAUCUGGCUACAUGACUUACACAAUCAAGUAUCUGGAGACACAGUUCCAGAAGUCAGCCGCAGGGGCAAACAUCAUAGCAGGUGUACCUGCCAUCCUAGCGACAGUAGCUGGAUUCCUUAUUUCUGGAUAUGUUAUAUCAAGAUUUAAACCUAGGACAAGCCUAGUGCUGGGUUGGAAUGUAUUUGUUGGCUGUGUCUACAUUGCUGGAGAAAUAUUAUUCAUAUUCCUUGGCUGCACAAAUAAUGGACUUCAAGGAUUCCAGUCAACAGGAGAAGGCCUCCAACUAAUAAAUGACUGCAAUACGAAUUGCCACUGUGAUAACCUGAGGUACACUCCAGUGUGCUCUGGAGCAAGUGGUGUUACUUAUUACUCUGCAUGUCAUGCAGGCUGCAACUACGUUUUCAACAAUUCUAAGGGUUUUGGAAACUGCACCUGUUUGUCACCCACCAACCUGCUGGGUUCAGGUGGUGUAACCAGUGACACCAACAGCACAACCAUAACAAAUAUUGUGACUGCUGGGCCCUGUCUAGUGAAUUGUGGCAGCAAUUUUAUCAUCUUCCUUAUCACUACAUGUAUAAUGCACAGCCUUGGCAGUUCUGGCAAGAUUGGGAACAUUUUAGUGAAUUACAGGUGUGUCAUGCCAGAAGACAAGUCAUUCGCUCAGGGAUUAGUUCUAGUGCUUGUCAGUCUUCUUGCCUUCAUUCCAGGACCUAUAAUAUUUGGAAGUAUUAUUGAUGCUGCAUGCUUAGUGUGGGAUGAAACAUGUGGAGAGAAAGGGAACUGUUGGUUAUAUCAUAAGGACAACUUCAGGUUGUACCUGAACCUUACUGCAGCAGGUUUCACUGUGGUAGGAAUGCUACUGGAUGCAUUGGUAUGGUGGCUUGGAAGAGGGCUGAAUUUAUAUGAAGAAACAGAUGUAAGCAGAUCUAAGGAGGGUAGCAGGAACCACAAUUUCCGGCAACUGAAGUGACAGUUAUUACUGUGAUAAUAAGAACCAUAUACAAGUUUAUAAGAUUAAUUUGUUAUAUUUUCAUACCAGUAGCUCAAGUGUAGGAUUAUUCUGUAAUUGUACUUAUGAGGUAACAAAUUUUGUAAGGAAAAUAGAAAUAUCAUAUAAAUCAAUUAACUACA